GAAGUGGCAGAACCGUACGGACGGCAGGUCGAACGACAGAUUUGCGAGUUCGAGCGCGCGCGUAUGUGUAAUAGAAAUAAUAAUAAUAUUAAUAAAAUAUCAACUCGUAUUCAUAUUAUAUUGUAUUAAUUUUAUCUCCGUCGAGUUUGUCGUUAUUUCACGGAUACGUCUUCUAAGUGUUGUUAACUAAUAAUAUAAGAGUAUAUUUUUUUUAUCGUCAAUAAAACAAAAAAAACAAACCCGUUCAUCGAUCUUCGACGUUUUUUGUGAUAUUCCUCUGGUAAUCUAUACACACAUUGUUUAAGUCGUCGCAGAACGGCAUAGUGCGAUCCAUCACACAGUAAUUAAAUGAUAUGUGAUUACAAUAACAAUAAUAAUAGUACCUUUUAAUAUGUGACGAUGAGUGUCCGUGGUGUUUGACGAAUACGCGAUCUACGUGAGGAUUUUACGCGCUUUGAAAUUAUGACCGUUUCGUACUCGCGUCUCGUAGCCAACGGAAGUAGUUUUGGAUGUUUUGGCAGUAUACUUUGCAAAUGGCGAGGAAGCGUCUACAAGCUUGUAUGGAGGGAAUUAGCUGCCUAUUUAGUGGUUUAUUUUGCCAUAAAUUUAGCAUACAGGUUUGCAUUCACGGAAGCCCAGCAAAAGUUGUUCAUAAAAAUCCGGUGUUACUUGGCCGGUCAUUCUGCGAGUGUCCCGUUGACGUUUGCUAUGAGCUUCUACGUCGGUCUGGUGGUAAAACGAUGGUGGGAACAGUAUAGGUUAUUACCUUGGCCCGAUACGUUAGCUCUUUUCGCAAGUGCGGCGAUACCCGGAACGACGGACGAGAGAGGGCGGCUAAUGAGGAGGAACAUAGUGAGGUACGCUGUACUAGCCUAUGUCAUCACCUUGAAGCAAGUGAGCAUAAGGGUGAAAAAACGAUUUCCCACAUUACAACACAUCGUCGACGCCGGUUUGAUGAUGGAUAGCGAAAAGGAGAUAUUGGAAGCGGUGGAAGCGAAGACCGCGAUGACCAAUUACUGGAUCCCGUUGACUUGGGCCACCAACAUCAUAAACAGGGCCAGAAGAGAAAAACUGAUAUCCAACGAUCAUAUGGUACAGACAAUACUGUUGGAGAUGUCCGAUAUGAGGUACAGGCUGGGAUCGCUGAUCGGUUACGAUAACGUCAACAUUCCCAUUCUCUAUUCACAGGUGGUCACGUUGUCGUUGUACGCCUAUUUCGGCGCCCAGCUCAUCGGUGCUCAGAUGGUGGAGCCUCCACCAGAAUGGGGUUUUAAAGAUUUUAAAGAGUUCGACCUGUACGUACCGAUCCUGACGAUUAUUGAGUUUUGUUUCUUCGUCGGAUGGCUGAAAGUGGCGGAAGUUCUCAUUGGACCUUUUGGCGAAGAUGACGACGACAUCGAGCUCAACUGGCUGAUCGACCGACAUAUAAAGGCGGCGUACAUGAUCGUAGACGAAAUGCACGAAGAGCACCCGGAACUACUGAAAGACCAGUACUGGGACGAGGUGGUGCCCAAAGACCUGCCGUACACAGUGGCGUCGGAACACUACAGGCGCGAGGAGCCCAAGGGGUCGGCUGAGUGCUAUAAGGUCAAGGAAUCGGAUUCGUUGUAUGCGAACAUGGCACCGAUGCAUCACAUGCAUAGGAAGACCGCGGUGCCCGAGGACGUGUACGCAGACUACGAAAGUGUUGACACACCAAUGGCUGAACGCCGCAAAAAUUGGUUCCAGAGGCAAAUACACCGGGUGGGAUCAAUUAGAUCGUCAUCGACCACUUAUUCGUCUGGCGGUCUGUUCAAUCGAACCAGACACAAUUCGGUUUACUCGAGCCCAGAAAAUGGGUUACCUGUGUCUGCUGGAAUUAACGGUCACGGUCACUUAAACGGCAUUAACGGCAGUACACCACAUUUGCAAAAGAUCACGCUGUACGACCGACUGUGGGGUAGGAAAUCUAUGAAAAGUCGGCGGGGCAGUACUCAAGGUUCGAACAAGAUUAAUGGACAAAUGAAUGCCAGAGGAAGGCCUAGAAUUCCGACGCCAGAUGUGCAAAAGGACGGUGCCGUCGAUAAGGACAACAAACAAAAUAUGUCCGUCAACGGUUCUAUUCCGCCGGGAACGUAUCCGUCAGAUUUGCCCGCAGUCGUACAGGUGGUGUUGUCUCCAAUCCAAGAAAUGGAUCCCAACCUGUCGGGCACGUUGCACAACCAGCGCCGAGUGACCGGCGCCGUGAGCGUUUGUCAGGGCGUGUUGAAUCCGGCGUUCACCGGCACCGCCGUGUACACCACCAUGUCGGUCAGCCCGAUCGCCAUGUCCACCGUGUCCAUGAGCCGGCCGCUGCUAUCCUCGCUGGGCAUCACCACGGGGUCGGGGGUGGGUGGCGGCGCGACCACGCCACCCGCACAGCGGCUGCUCAUCACCGACGUCACCGCGUCCACGGUGGCCGCCGCGCACCACUCGGACAAGGACGACAGCGCAUGCGGCGGCAGUUCCAGCGGCAGCGUGUCCAGCACGGACGACAGGAAGACGCCGGCCACCAACAGGCGCAAGCGGGGCGAGGUGUACGUGUAGACGUGCUCCGUUCCGUUUGUUUCUUGUUUCUUCCGUUAAUUAUAAUUAUAUAAUUCAUAAUAUUAUAAUGCACAAUUAUUGCUUUUUUGUUGUGUGCGUGGGAUUGAUGGUAUUUCUUUGUUGUUAUCGUUGUUGUUGUUGUUGUUGUUGCUGUUGUUGUUUCCGAAGACAGGUCUUUAUAUAUAAUAUCGGUGGAAGGGAUCCGUUGACAGAGGGAGCAGUUGCAGGACUCUGUGUGGGUGAGCUAGGAGGCUGUAAGAUUUAAUAAUACUUUGAUUUCGAACGAAAUAUUUUGUUUGAUGGGACAUUUUACUCUUCUAUACAGUCUCCCUCUGGAUUUUAUUAUUUUGAAGUUUCAUAAUAAAAACAUUCACAGGUGUACAUUUUCUAAAAUUUAGAUUUCGAGAUUAAUUUUCUUCUCAGAAAAGUGUGACGCCAAUUUUGUACUUCUGAACUAAACAGAGCAAAAUUAAGUUGAAUGAAAAAAAAAAUUGUCUAUUCCUAAUACCAUUCAAUCGGGCUGUCAUCGACCCGAGCCUUUCAUGCUUGCCUGCUGACAUUUUCUUAGCCGGGAGCUUCAGGAACCUUCGGGACACAGAUAGAUGUACCUGUACUCUGUAGAUACCAUGGUUGCACGACGAGUAAUAAUAUUAUAACGGCCUCAAAUGUGCUUAUCGAAUUGCAUAUUAUAUAUAUACGAAAAAAAGUCAUUUUAUACUAGCGCUCCCUAGUUACUUAUUAUCUAAAAUUGCUGUAGAUGGCGCUAGUAUGACGCGACUUUUUGUCAAAUUUGAUAAGAACAUUUGGUGCCGCUUAUCGCUGUGAUCCAAUAUGGGCCGUCGGACAACCCUGUCCCUCUGUCUACGCCCGUGGUUUGGAGUAUAAUGUAGAAUAUACCUAUUAUUAUUAAGGACUGUUUUUUUGGUAAAUUGGUAGGUUUGUGUUAUAUGGUUGCAACAGCUGUUACAAGGGUUUUGUAUUAGGUAUGUAUAUCGGGUACCGUCUUCGGUAUUAUUUUAGAUCCCCGGUUAAUAUAAUAUAAUAUACAACCGAAUAAAUGGAUAAUGUGCGUGUUAUACGUGAUAAAAUAUUUUCAAAAAAAAUCUUCGUUACCUAAAUUUUUUAUUAUAUCGCUAUAUUCGCUACCGGUAAUAAAUUAUUUAUUACGCAUUCGCGAUAAUGUAGGUAUGUAGGUAGGUGGUAUCAUUCCGAACGAGAAGACUGUUGACGAUGUGUAUACCGCGCGUGGUAUAUAAUCGAAACCGCGUAGUAGACAGUAGGUAUAUAUACCGUCAGCCCCAAACUGUAUUUUCCUAUAAUAUAUUAUGUGAAAUAAUGUUACGAUACCACGUGUAUACCGGAAUCAAUGUUAUACGGUACAGUAUAUUACCUAUGUAUAUUAUGGACUCGUGCGAAUGUGUCGCGUAGAUAGUAAACACAAGCUAUCCUGACGAGACGAAUAUCGUAUAUAAGGCUAAUCGAG
Messenger RNA from Myzus persicae (green peach aphid), 4048 nucleotides. It is a transcript of the gene Best2, whose product is annotated as bestrophin-4. The record is from RefSeq and is a predicted model, not a curated record. Gene Ontology annotation, molecular function: chloride channel activity. NCBI's taxonomy places the organism in Eukaryota, Metazoa, Arthropoda, Insecta, Hemiptera, Aphididae. Bases 463 to 2565 code for a protein of 700 amino acids. The transcript has 11 exons.